Molecule: messenger RNA, 3064 nt
Organism: Syngnathoides biaculeatus (alligator pipefish)
Lineage: Eukaryota; Metazoa; Chordata; Actinopteri; Syngnathiformes; Syngnathidae
Gene: smu1b
Product: SMU1 DNA replication regulator and spliceosomal factor b
Exons: 12
Coding region: 30-1796 (588 amino acids)
Biological process (GO): mRNA splicing, via spliceosome
Cellular component (GO): precatalytic spliceosome
Molecular function (GO): protein binding
Source: RefSeq, a predicted model, not a curated record
CGCGCGGUGCUGAUGUUGAGGGAUGCUAAAUGAUGGCGCAGCGUCACCGCCACGUGUUCGUCCGGAAAAAUGUUUGGAUGUGUCGGAAUGCGUCGGGGAGGAUGGCGGGGGUGCAGUCACAAGGUUCCGGACUGUUGCUGGAAGACGAGAAACACGUGCAGUGGGCGGGCCUCGGCGGAGCAGCAGCACGUGGCUUUGACGAGCUCCCAGUCGCCGCUCACUCCAGUCAGUCUGUUCCCGCAUCUGCAGGAGACAAGCUCAGCAUGGCUGUGGAGAUGGAGCCUUCGGAUGUAAUCCGCCUGAUAAUGCAAUACCUAAAGGAGAACAACCUCUACAGAACAUUGAGUACGUUACAGGAAGAAACAACAGUGUCGCUCAACACUGUGGAAAGCAUCGACAGCUUCAUCGCAGACAUCCAACGUGGACACUGGGACUCGGUCUUGCUAGCAAUUGAAUCGCUCAAACUGCCCGACAACACACUCAUUGACCUUUAUGAACAGGUGGUGACGGAGCUGAUCGAAAUGAGGGAGGUGGGCGCCGCCCGUUCACUCCUCAGACAAACCGACCCGAUGAUCAUGUUGAAGCAGACCCAGCCCGAGAGGCACAGCCACCUGGAACACCUGCUCACACUCUCCUACUUUGACCCGCGUGAGGCAUACCCAAAAGGCAGCAGCAAGGAGAAGCGACGCAGGGCCAUCGCAGAGGAGCUGGUAAGGGAGGUCAGCGUGGUGCCGCCGUCACGCCUCAUGGGCCUUCUGGAAGAAGUUGGUUCAUUGAGACUGAACACACCGGAGAGUCUCUCACCUGAAAUGACCAUUGAGACUCUGAGCAACAAGGACAGACAUGCAGAGAAAGAGACUUGUCCGACCCAGUUGUACCGUCACAUUAAGUUUGGACGGCGGUCACACGUGGAAUGCGCUCGAUUCUCCCCCGAUGGCAAGUACUUAAUCUCUGGCUCGGUGGACGGCUUCAUUGAAGUGUGGAACUUCCACACAGGCAACAUAAGCAAGGAUUUAAAGUACCAGGCCCAAGACAGCUUCAUGAUGAUGGAUGAUGCAGUAUUGUGUAUGUCCUUCAGCCAGGAUUCAGAUUUACUCGCCACUGGAGCUCAGAAUGGAAAAAUAAAGGUGUGGAAAAUCCAGAGUGGCCUGUGCCUGCGCAGGUUUGAACACGCGCACAACAAAGGUGUGACCUCGUUGAGUUUCUCCAAGGACAGCAACCAAAUCCUCAGUGCAUCUUUUGACCACACCAUCAGGGUCCAUGAGCUGCGCUCGGGCCAGACACUGAAAGAGUUAAAUGGACAUCUAUCGUUUGUGAACGAUGCAUCUUUCACUCAAGACGGCUUUCACAUCAUCAGUGCAUCGUCGGAUGGAACCGUCAAGAUUUGGAACAGCCAAACUUGUGAAUGCAUCCACACGUACAAAUCUCUCUCGGGGGCUUCGGAUGUCCCCGUGAACAACGUGACGGUUCUUCCCCAAAAUCCGCAGUUCUUUGUGGUUUGCAACCACUCCAGCACGGUCGUUGUCAUGAACACACAGGGUCAGACUGUCAAGACAUUCAGCGGAGGUAAAAAGUUGGGAGCAAAGUUUGUGUGCUGCACCGUGUCCCCCCAAGGCGAGUGGAUUUACUGUGUAGGAGAAGAUUUGGUGCUCUACUGCUUCAACUACGUGACAGCAAGGCUGGAGAAAACUCUGACGGUCCAUGAGAAAGACGUAAUUGGCAUCACUCACCACCCACACGAGAAUCUGAUUGCUACUUACAGCGAAGAUGGCCUCCUGAGACUGUGGAAGCCUUAGACUGCCGACUGAAGGUCUCGCUGGACUUGGAGUACCUCACAGAUGUCAUUUGCACUCCGAUGCGCACGAAAAGUAGUAUGAUACUGAAUUGACAACUAUGUACACUACUGUAUAAUGCAAUGCAUUCUUGUAGAGUGAACUAAAGUUCCUUCGAUGCAUUUUAUAGCAGAGCAUACACCGAACCAUCGUGACACACAGAUGCGCCAAAUUAGAGUUCCUCAAAAAUGCACAGAAAUGGCAGUUUAGUGGUUCACAUAGCUGGAGCUGCCUUUCAUGCAGCUGGCAUGGGCUGAGCCUUUACCUCAACAGGCAGAGCGUUAAAUUGGAAAGGAUGGGUGGAUGUCACCACACUGGAAAAAAAAAAAAGAAAAAUUAAUUCAGGAUGAUAAAGAUGCUUAGUAAAUUGUGCAUCCAGCAUAUGAUAGCAAUUUUGUGAUAGUGUGUACAUAUGACCCCGAGGAGCUUUGUUCACGUUCGGACUAUCCAUUUGUGAUCUUCAGGCGAUCGUACUGUAUAUUGUCAGUAUUCAAACAAUGAUGUCCUUUUCAAAAGCAGAUUUCCAUGAAUUUUUAAAGAUUUACAGCAUCAAAGAUAAGCAAUAUUUAAAUAAAGGAAACUGGUCACUCGUCAUCGUUUCCUCUGCAGGUGAGAAAGGGGAAAAGAAAAAAGGAAACGCUGGUAGCAAAACACUAAAAGUGGAUUAAGCCUUUUGUGAAUUUUGUUUUAUUUCUUAGCUCAGAGAUCAAAUGAUAGCCUCUUUUUUAAAACAGGUGAUUUUAUGAAUGCAUUCCCACUUUAUGGUCUUAUUGUGUCAGUCUGAGUGGGAAAUACUGUACUUCCUCAUUAUUAAAAAAAUUUACCAGCGCCGUUUAAAACCCUCCAUUUUCAUCUCUCAUUUGUGAAAAUGUAUGACAGUUCUUUGUUUGGCCGAAAACAAACAGCAUCAGGAAUAUCAUACAGUUUUACUGUAUGCAUACAGCAACUUUUGUUAAUGUUUUUUUUUUUUUGUAUCAGUAUUUUCAGUCUUGUCAGUUUCCGCAUGCUACCUCAGUGCUUAAUCUCACUCACAUCGAGCUAUUUUAGCGUUUGCAUGACAACUACAUUGUCUCAUUAAAACUGCAGUGACGCACUGUACGUAGAAUUUAUGCCACGUCACAUGGCUCUUUGCGGUACAAACAACUUUCUCGGCAAUGUAAAGUUGCACGUCCUAUGGUACUGUCUGUCAAUUGUCACUGUUAUGUAAAUAAAAUUAACAGUAUGUACCUGUA